Triticum urartu is the source of this 1638-nucleotide messenger RNA. RefSeq lists its product as uncharacterized. Lineage: Eukaryota; Viridiplantae; Streptophyta; Magnoliopsida; Poales; Poaceae. Gene Ontology annotation, biological process: defense response to other organism. The record is from RefSeq and is a predicted model, not a curated record. Gene Ontology annotation, cellular component: plasma membrane.
CAAAGUCGAAAAGCACCUCCACUUCCACUGCGCGCAGCUCACUAUACCCAGUCCCCACCCCCGUCUUUCCGCUCGCUGGGGCGCGCACAUGCCACCCAACAGCAUUGUUGAGCAUUAUUGUGCCGUGCCCUCGCAAAGCGGCGCAAGCCAACAAAGGGCGAGCGAGGGCGCCACGCGCACACUCCACUAGCGAGCGAGCGAGCGAGGGAGGAGUACGAUGCCGCAGCAGCAACCACCCCUCCCUCUCCCGCCGCGCAUGCGCCCGCCGACGGACCGCGAGGCUGCCGCGGCCGGCCCGCCUCCUCCGCGGCAGCGCCUGGGCCAGGCGCCGAGGCCGUUCCGCGCGGCGGAGGAGCCCACGGCCCGCGGGCCUCCCGUCGCCGACAGGGCCAGGCCGCCGGAGCCGCGGCCCCGCCCGAGACUCGCGGAGGAGGGCCGCGCGUCUCACGAGGCUCUCCUCGCCAACGUCGCCAGGCCGGCGGGGAAGCCGGAGGGCCGCGCCGCUCGGGAGGCUCCCAUCGUCCCCGUGGCCAAGCCGCUGGAGCAGCUUCACGGAGCGCCGGAGGGCCGCGCGGCCCGGGAGGCUCCCGUCGUCCUCGUGGCCAGGCAGCCGGAGAAGCUGCACGUUGCGGCGGAGGAGCGCAAGACUCCUCGGGAGGCUCCCGUCGCCCCCGUGGCCAGGUCGCCGGAGCAGCUGUAUGGCUCGCCGGAGGGACGCGCGGCUCGGGAGGCCCCCGUCGCCACCGUGGCUAGGCCUCCGGAGCCGCGGCCGGGGCCGUACUACGUGCCGGGGGGCGGCGCGGCGGCGGCUCCCGUCGCAACCACCGACAGGCCGCCGGAGCCGAGCCCGUGGCCGUACCCGUACUACUACGAGCCAGAGCGCCCCCCGCGGCGCCGCACCUCCGCCGUGGCGUCCUGCCUUAUGGCGGCGGCCUUCCUCCUGUUCGCGGCCGGCGGGGCAGCGACGGCGCUGUUCCUCCUCUUCCGGCCGCAGCCGCCCGAGAUCGCCGUCGCGGCGGUGCGGCUGCCGUCCUUCGCGGCCGCCAACGGCACGGUGGCCUUCACGUUCGAGCAGGUGGCCUCCGUGCGCAACCCCAACCGCGCGCCGCUCGCGCACUUCGACAGCUCGCUCCGCGUCGCCUACGCCGGCGGCGAGAUCGGCUCCAUCUACAUCCCCGCGGGCCUCAUCGACAGCGGCAGCACCAAGCACUGGUCCACCACCUUCGCCGUGCCGGCCUUCCCCGCGGCCACCCCGCCGCCGCUGGACACGUCCGCGCAGCAGCCGGCGGCUGCGGCUGUCAUGAUGGAGGUGGACUCGCUGCUGGUGGUGAAGGGCAAGGUGAUGGUGCUGCGGGUGCUGACGCACCGGGUGCAGGCGUCCAAGGUGUGCCGCGUCGGCGUCUCGCCGAUCGACGGCAGGGUGCUUGGCUUCCGGUGCUGACCCGCACAGCCACUGCUAGCUCGGGGUUUGGGGGUUCAACUGUAAGAAAUUAUUAAGGCAGGAUUUUACAGGAAACAAAGGCAAUUUCAACUAGAAUCAUCCGAAAUUGCCAACUAGAAUCGUGUGAAUUUUCCGUGUCAAAACAUUUCAACGAACAAGUUUGGUAAAUUGGAAAUGAAGGCAUGGCCUGUUCUUCA